CUCCAGAGCGAGCUCCUGUUCACAAAGACCAUAGAAUAACACUCCUUCUAUGCUUGCUCCGCCUAGACAGACUCCCUACGCCAAUAUUUGAUCGCCCAUAGUCUAACAGGGCACAACACGGGACAUUAACUGAAGCCCAAUAUCGACCUGUCUGUCUCGCGAAAACACGCAAAUCCUCCCGAAAGCCCAGUUUUUGUUCUUUAGGGCUGCGAAAACUCCUUCGCCAUGACUUCGUUCAUCACAACAAUUAACUCACGAACGAGAGCGCCGUUCCGACCUCAAAAGGCUGGCAAAGGGACAACGAAUUGGCAAUUGAGACAGUUCGCCGAGGCAACGCUUGGUAGUGGGAGCCUAAGGAAGGCUGUCAAGCUACCAGAGGGUGAGGACAAAGACGAAUGGCUUGCAGUCAAUUGCGUCGACUUCUACAACCAGAUUAAUUUGCUCUAUGGAUCCAUCACUGAGUUUUGCAGUCCUCAGAGCUGCCCUGAAAUGAAGGCCACAGAUGAGUUCGAAUAUCUCUGGCAGGAUGAUGAGACCUAUAAGAAGCCCACAAAGAUGCCUGCGCCUGAGUACGUCGAGCAUCUCAUGUCGUGGGUGCAAGCAACCAUCGACAACGAAACCAUCUUCCCUUCGCGCAUCGGCGUCCCCUUCCCCAAGUCCUUCCGCCCUCGUCUUAAUCAAAUUUUCAAGCGCAUGUACCGUGUAUACGCACAUAUAUACUGCCACCAUUACCCAAUUAUUGUGGCGCUGGGUCUGGAGCCGCACCUCAACACCAGCUUCAAACACUAUGUGCUUUUUAUUGAGGAGUUCGGUUUGGCUCAGGGUCAGAGGGAUUACUGGGGCCCAAUGGGCGAGCUUGUGGAGAACAUGUUGAAGAGCGACUGAGAAGGGCUGAAGCUGUGGUUUUCCUAAAUAUAGACGAUGUGUUACGUACGUGAGCUGUGAGUAGUAGGGGUUGGGCACACUAACAAGAAGGGCAUGGCGUUUUGGGGUGUGGACAUCUUCAAGCGUUGGCUUGUACCAGUACGAGAAUUUGCACGGGAAUAUGCGAGAUGGCAUUGUAGUAUGGUUCGGUCCGCUUGUGAUGACUACGGCGAAUUGUGAUACCAAACUCAGAGGAUCAGGUCUCAGGGGAAUUUUAGACGGUUUUGCGAAGCUAGUCUGCUGCUAUGGCUAUAAAUCUCACGCGAAACGAGUCUUAUGCUUCCCAUAUUAGAUAUGGUGUCAAUAAAGAGCUUAGCUGAGGCUCGUCCUCUUGCAAAGGCAACCGUGGGUAUUUAGUACAUCUCUUUAAUAUCACCAGGUUAACCUUCACCCGGCUCUCACUCUCGGAGAUUCCUAUCGCAGGACAACAAAGCCGAAUGCAUAUAAUCAUCCUCCCGUCGGCCAGUGGUCCAGAAUCGUAUGCUUAGGCUUGGGAUCAAUG
Molecule: messenger RNA, 1426 nt
Organism: Verruconis gallopava
Lineage: Eukaryota; Fungi; Ascomycota; Dothideomycetes; Venturiales; Sympoventuriaceae
Exons: 5
Coding region: 226-885 (219 amino acids)
Biological process (GO): signal transduction; positive regulation of protein phosphorylation; cell division
Cellular component (GO): cytoplasm; nucleus
Molecular function (GO): protein kinase activator activity
Source: RefSeq, a predicted model, not a curated record